AGAGAAACAGUGCAGCCAGCAAACUUUAGAGAGAGAAACACAGUAAAAACAAUUCGCAAUCCAUUUGAUUUACCUUUACACACGCAACAUACAUAUAUUGUAUUGUAAACAAUAUUUACAAGGUUCAGUAUUAUUUUUCUAAUUCUUUUAAACAAAGGAACAAAAAGCUGUUGAUUUGUACCAGAAAAAGUUGAGAAGCUCCGAAUCGGAGGUGCGACGAUCUGACCUGGUCAGAACUCGGUCUCUCUUUGUCUUGAUGAGUGGAGGAGGAGCUGGAGAUCGAGUCAUUUGAAAUUCAACUAUGGCAUCACGGGUUAACAUUAUUGUUGGAUCUCAUGUAUGGGUUGAGGAUUCAGCCUUGGCAUGGAUUGAUGGAGAAGUAUCCAGAAUAGAUGGUCAAGAUGUUCAUGUUAAAACUACAAAUGGGAAAACGGUUGUUGCAAAUAUCUCAAAAGUAUUUCCAAAGGAUACUGAAUCUCCUCCUGGAGGUGUAGAUGACAUGACUAAGCUUUCAUAUUUGCAUGAACCUGGAGUUCUGCAAAAUCUGGCGACCAGAUAUGAACUUAAUGAAAUAUACACCUAUACUGGAAACAUUUUGAUUGCAAUAAACCCUUUUCAAAGAUUGCCUCAUCUCUAUGAUACUCACAUGAUGCAACAAUACAAAGGAGCAGCACUUGGAGAGCUUAGUCCUCAUGUUUUUGCAAUUGCAGAUGUUUCUUACAGGGCAAUGAUUAAUGAGGGAAAGAGCAAUUCAAUUUUGGUUAGUGGAGAAAGUGGUGCUGGUAAAACUGAAACCACAAAGAUGCUAAUGAGAUAUCUUGCAUACUUAGGUGGUCGGUCUGGAGUAGAAGGUCGGACUGUUGAACAGCAAGUUUUAGAAUCAAAUCCGGUUCUUGAAGCAUUUGGAAAUGCUAAAACUGUGAGGAACAAUAAUUCCAGUCGUUUUGGUAAAUUUGUUGAGAUACAAUUUGAUAAAAGUGGGAGGAUAUCUGGAGCAGCUAUAAGAACUUACUUGCUGGAGAGAUCUCGUGUUUGCCAGAUUUCGGAUCCUGAAAGAAACUACCACUGCUUCUAUCUUCUUUGUGCAGCAUCACCUGAGGAUAGAGAGAAGUAUAAGCUGGGAAACCCUGGAUCGUAUCAUUAUCUCAACCAAUCGAAGUGUUAUGAACUUGAUGGAGUAAGUGAUGCUGAGGAAUACCUUGCGACCAGGCGGGCUAUGGAUAUAGUUGGAAUCAGUGAGCAAGAGCAGGAAGCAAUUUUUAGGGUUGUGGCAGCAAUUCUUCAUCUUGGUAAUAUUGAAUUUGCUAAAGGGAAGGAGAUCGAUUCUUCUGUGAUCAAGGAUGAAAACUCUAGAUUUCAUCUUAAUACUACUGCUGAAUUACUCAAGUGUGAUCCCAAGAGCCUGGAAGAUGCACUUAUUAAGCGCGUGAUGGUGACACCUGAGGAAGUUAUUACUAGGACUCUUGAUCCAGAAGCUGCUUUGGGUAGCAGGGAUGCGUUGGCUAAAACUAUAUAUUCUCGCCUGUUUGACUGGAUUGUGGACAAGAUAAAUAUCUCCAUUGGACAGGAUCCAAACUCAAAAACAAUAAUAGGAGUUCUUGAUAUAUACGGGUUUGAAAGUUUUAAGCACAACAGUUUUGAGCAGUUCUGUAUCAAUUUCACCAAUGAAAAGCUGCAACAACAUUUUAACCAGCAUGUUUUUAAGAUGGAACAAGAAGAGUAUGAGAAAGAAAAGAUAAACUGGAGCUACAUAGAAUUUGUUGAUAAUCAAGAUGUGCUUGAUCUGAUUGAGAAGAAACCUGGUGGAAUAAUUGCACUUCUCGACGAAGCUUGUAUGUUUCCAAAAUCUACUCAUGAGACAUUUGCUCAGAAAUUGUAUCAGACCUUUGCAAAAAACAAACGAUUUAUCAAGCCCAAGCUAUCACGCACCAAUUUUACAAUAUCUCACUAUGCUGGGGAGGUAACUUAUCUGGCAGAUCUAUUCCUGGAUAAGAACAAAGAUUAUGUGGUGGCAGAACAUCAAGAUUUGUUAAUGGCUUCAAAGUGCCCCUUUGUAGCUGGUUUAUUUCCUCGAAAUCUUGAAGAAUCAUCGAAGUCAUCCAAAUUUUCUUCCAUUGGAUCACGCUUUAAGUUUUCUGGUGGCAAACCAAUCGCAGCAUGUGUAAUUUACAAAUGCCUUCUUCACUGGAGAUCUUUUGAGGUUGAGAGGACAACUGUGUUUGACCGUAUAAUUCAAACCAUUGCUUCAGCCAUAGAGGUCCCUGAUAAUAAUGAUGUGUUAGCCUACUGGUUAUGUAAUACAUCCACAUUGCUGAUGCUGCUUCAACACACACUCAAAGCAAGUGGAGCAGCUAGCUUGACCCCACAACGACGGAGGUCAUCAUCUGCUUCUCUUUUUGGGAGGAUGUCACAAGGAUUGAGGGGAUCUCCACAGAGUGCCGUUUCAUUGCUGAAUGGUCGAAUGCUUGGUAGACUUGAUAACUUGCGUCAAGUUGAGGCCAAAUAUCCUGCUCUAUUGUUCAAACAGCAGCUCACUGCUUUCCUGGAGAAGAUUUAUGGAAUGAUCAGAGAUAAUUUAAAGAAAGAGAUUUCUCCUUUGCUUGGGUUAUGCAUCCAGGCGCCUAGAACAUCUCGUGCAAGUUUAGUGAAAGGUCGUUCUCAAGCUAAUGCUGGUGCUCAACAAGCGCUAAUUGCACAUUGGCAGAGCAUUGUAAAAAGUCUAAACAAUUACUUGAAGAUAAUGAAAGCUAACUACGCCCCCCCUUUCCUAGUUCGCAAGGUUUUCACUCAAAUAUUCUCAUUUAUAAAUGUCCAACUUUUCAACAGUCUUCUUUUGCGACGCGAGUGUUGCUCGUUCAGUAAUGGAGAGUAUGUGAAAGCCGGGUUGGCUGAGCUAGAGCAAUGGUGUUGUUAUGCAACUGAGGAAUACGUGGGCUCAGCUUGGGACGAAUUAAAGCAUAUCAGACAGGCAGUUGGAUUUUUAGUUAUACAUCAAAAGCCCAAGAAGACAUUGAAAGAAAUAACAAAUGAACUUUGCCCUGUUCUAAGCAUACAACAAUUAUACAGAAUUAGUACAAUGUAUUGGGAUGACAAAUACGGCACUCAUAGUGUUUCGUCGGAUGUCAUUUCAAAUAUGAGAGUUAUGAUGACAGAGGACUCGAGCAAUGCAGUGAGCAGUUCCUUUUUAUUAGACGAUGACUCAAGCAUUCCGUUCUCAGUUGAUGACCUCUCCAAGUCGAUGCCACAAAUAGAUGUAGCUGACGUGGAACCUCCCUCUUUAAUCCGUGAAAAUUCAGGCUUCGUAUUUUUGCAUCAACGCUCCAAAUGAUGAUAAUUCUGAAGUUUGGACGUAAGAUCCUAUUGUCAUUUCCUACACGACCAAUUCUGCAUGUCAAUCAACUUGCAUAUUCUUGUGCAUACAAUUUCAUAGCCAAUUCAUCGGUAGAUUACUGUAUGCUUAUCUUCAUUUGCUAGGACAAAAGUCAUCGUUUGUUGUUUAAGUCGGUUCAGUUUCAUCGCGAUAGCUAUGCCUUAGAGGGCCAUGGGGGCUUCUAGGGUGAUGAAAUGCCAGGCAUGGGAACAAAAAUUGGUUUUCAAUGGCUGUUUAGGUUUUUGGUUUGUAAAGUGAUAGUGUGUGCAAUUCUUUAGGUUUUUAUGAAGGAAAUGCAUCAAGGUGGUGUUAUAUUUUCCAUUUUUAUGCAUAUUAGCCAGCUCGACGCUGUGUCUCUAUGCAACUAUUUGUUCAUUUUCUUUCUUUUUUGUACAAUGAAAAGAAAUAUUUUUAUAUUUUUUGGGAGUAUUUUUAAUAAUGAUCUCAAUCAGUUAUUUUCUAUGA
This is a messenger RNA of Olea europaea var. sylvestris, 3835 nucleotides long. RefSeq names its product myosin-17. Bases 302 to 3328 code for a protein of 1008 amino acids. Gene Ontology annotation, biological process: actin filament organization; vesicle transport along actin filament. Lineage: Eukaryota; Viridiplantae; Streptophyta; Magnoliopsida; Lamiales; Oleaceae. The transcript has 26 exons. The record is from RefSeq and is a predicted model, not a curated record. Gene Ontology annotation, molecular function: actin filament binding; microfilament motor activity; ATP binding. Gene Ontology annotation, cellular component: myosin complex; vesicle; actin cytoskeleton.